AUGGCGUAUCUACGCCUUCAAAUAGCCGUUGUUGGCGCUGCAACCGUCGGCAAGUCGGCGUUUGUGCAGAUGAUCCACAGCAACGGUGUGACCUUUCCCAAGAACUACCUCAUGACAAUGGGCUGUGACUUUAUUGUGAAGGAGUUGCAGGUGGACGACGAGAACACGGUGGAACUGCUCAUCUUCGACGUCGCGGGGCAAAAGGAGUAUGAAACAAUGAUGCCCACCUACGUGGAGCACGCUGCCGCCUUUAUUCUCAUGUACGACGUCUCGAAUAAACUGACAUUCGAGGCCUGCGCGCGGUGGAUAAAAGCGAUAAAGCACGUAAACAACGACAUGAUUGGAUUCCUCAUAGCAAACAAGAUGGAUCUUGCAGACAAGGCGGAGGUGACGGAGCGCCAGGGCAAGGCCUUUGCACACGCCAAUCAGAUGAAGUUCUACAAGUGCUCCGCGUUGCGUGGGGUAGGCGUUCACGAGCCGAUUGACGACAUUGCAAAGCUCUACCUGGAUGCGUACAACAAGCGUGUCGAGCAGCUUUCCCAGAUGAAGUAG
Messenger RNA from Trypanosoma rangeli, 552 nucleotides. RefSeq names its product small GTP-binding protein. NCBI's taxonomy places the organism in Eukaryota, Euglenozoa, Kinetoplastea, Trypanosomatida, Trypanosomatidae. The transcript has a single exon. The record is from RefSeq and is a predicted model, not a curated record. Bases 1 to 552 code for a protein of 183 amino acids. Gene Ontology annotation, molecular function: GTPase activity; GTP binding.